This is a messenger RNA of Arabidopsis arenosa, 1595 nucleotides long. The record is from the annotation of a GenBank genome assembly. Lineage: Eukaryota; Viridiplantae; Streptophyta; Magnoliopsida; Brassicales; Brassicaceae.
AAAUCGGUGUCCCAGCAAGAAACACGUGAUCCUCCUUCUUCUUCCUCACGAAGCCCAUCUUCUAUCUCCUUUGUAAGCGGCGAUCUCAAUCCAAUACCUUUAAUUUGUUUGAUUCCAAACCCUAAUUUUUGUAUAUCCAUUUCAAUGAACGUUUCAGGAGAAAUGGGUCCAAAGUUUUGGGAGAAUCAAGAAGAUCGAGCGAUGGUUGAAUCCACCAUAGGCUCUGAAGCUUGCGACUUUUUCAUCUCAACGGCUUCAGCUUCCAACACUGCUUUGACCAAGCUUGUCUCGCCGCCAAGUGAUUCCAAUCUCCAACAAGGGUUACGUCACGUUGUUGAAGGCUCUGAUUGGGAUUAUGCUAUUUUCUGGUUAGCUUCCAACGUUAAUAGCUCUGAUGGUUGUGUCUUGAUCUGGGGAGAUGGUCAUUGCCGUGUCAAAAAGGGGGUUUCAGGUGAGGAUUAUUCGCAGCAAGAUGAGACCAAAAGGCGUGUGCUUCGAAAGCUUCACUUGUCCUUUGUUGGUUCAGAUGAGGAUCAUCGUUUGGUGAAAUCAGGAGCUCUUACUGAUCUCGACAUGUUUUAUCUGGCUUCUUUGUACUUCUCCUUUAGGUGUGAUUCUAAUAAGUACGGUCCUGCUGGAACCUAUGUGUCUGGGAAGCCUCUUUGGGCUGCCGAUUUGCCUAGCUGCUUGAGUUAUUAUAGGGUUAGGUCUUUCUUGGGUAGAUCUGCUGGUUUUCAGACUGUGUUGUCUGUACCAGUGAAUUCUGGAGUUGUGGAGCUUGGUUCUUUGAGACAUAUUCCAGAGGAUAAGAGUGUGAUUGAGAUGGUGAAAUCAGUGUUUGGUGGAUCUGACUUUGUUCAGGCUAAAGAAGCUCCUAAAAUCUUUGGUCGACAGCUGAGCCUUGGUGGAUCGAAACCUCGGUCUAUGAGUAUUAAUUUCUCCCCCAAAACGGAGGAUGACACAGGUUUCUCAUUGGAAUCGUAUGAGGUGCAAGCGAUCGGAGGCUCCAAUCAAGUGUAUGGUUAUGAGCAAGGGAAAGAUGAGACAUUGUAUCUAACUGACGAGCAAAAGCCGAGGAAGAGAGGGAGAAAACCAGCAAACGGAAGAGAAGAGGCUCUAAACCAUGUGGAAGCAGAACGGCAGAGGAGGGAGAAGCUGAACCAGAGAUUCUACGCAUUGAGAGCGGUGGUGCCUAACAUCUCCAAGAUGGACAAGGCUUCGCUCCUUGCGGAUGCAAUCACAUACAUCACGGAUAUGCAGAAGAAAAUCAGGGUAUACGAAACAGAGAAGCAGAUAAUGAAGAGGAGGGAGAGUAAUCAGAUAACUCCAGCAGAGGUUGACUAUCAACAAAGGCACGAUGAUGCAGUUGUAAGGCUAAGCUGUCCAUUGGAAACGCAUCCCGUUUCAAAGGUGAUACAAACGUUGAGGGAGAAUGAAGUUAUGCCUCAUGACUCCAAUGUGGCUGUCACAGAGGAGGGUGUGGUUCACACAUUCACUCUCCGGCCUCAGGGUGGCUGCACCGCCGAGCAGUUGAAGGACAAGCUCCUUGCCUCUCUAUCACAGUAACUGCUAUGUAAUAAGUGUGAACGUGUUGG